AUCAUGAGCUGUGUGAGAUUCUCCCUCCUCUCCCCCGCCGACAUCGUAGAGUUUGUGGAGCCCAACACCAGUCUCUUCACAGGCACCGUCGGUCGUGACAUGUUGGUGUCUAUCUACAGACCCCCACCCCACCGGAACCACCCCGCAACUACCAGUCCCCUCCGACCUUCCCCGGUUCCGGCUCUCUCUACUUCCGGCCCCUGGAGUACGCAGACACCAGAUGCUCACAGUUCCACUUCAACAUCCAGUCACAGCUCAACAGCCAACAGCUGCUGUUCAACAGCCAACAACAGUCCAACAGCCGACAGCCGCUGAGCAGAAAACCGGAGGAAGACAAAGCUCUCACUCAACCACGAUCCGAAGUCGUGGAGCCUGCGUCAUCUUGGGGCAAAUCUCCAUGCUUGCCAUGUGAGGCGAAACUCAUGUCUGCAGAUGAGGACACUCAGAAAACUGGUUCUGGAGGUAAAGGUAAAGGUGGGGAAGAUGAUGGUGGUGUUGGUGGUGUUGGUGGUGGUGGUAGUAGUCGUAAUGGAGGUAGUGGUAGGGAAGAUGAAGGUGGUGAUAGUAAUAGUCUUGGUAGUCGUAGUGUUUGUGGUGGUGGUGGUGGUGGUAGUGGUGGUGGUGGUAGGGGUGGUGGCAGUGGUGGUGGUGGUGGUGGUAGCGGUGGUCGUGGUGCUUCUACUGCUGCUGCAUCUACUUCUGCUGCUGCUGCUGUGUCGUGUAAUGCUGAACCAGAGAGGAAAACGAUAACGAUCCGCACACCGGAGAGAUGUGAAGGCGCUCAACUGGACCUGUUGCUCACGCCAAAAGUCUCGGAACGGUCGCUCACCCUCGGGUCGGAGACAGACGACAACAGCAAAGGAAGGGAGGGCGGGGACAGCAACGAAAUGACGUCCUCGAGCAAAGACUGCGCCAAAGACUGCGCCAAAGACUACGCCACAGACUGCGCCAAAGAUCACGCUAAAAAUCGCGAAAAAGACUGCUUCAAAGACUACGCCAAAGACUGCGCCAAAACCCGCACCAAAGACUGCAUCAAAGACCGCGCAAGAGACUACGCCAAAGACUACAGCAAAGACUACACCAAAGACUGCGCCAAAGACUGCUUUACAGACCGCGCAAGAGACAGCCGGAGGUUUACCAAAGCCACCAGCGAGGUCCCUGGAAGGAGAGGAAGGAGCUCUCUAGAGCGGAGCACAACAUCCCGGGGCUCCUGCGGUUGUGAGAACCCUGGUGAUGACGUCAUAGACAGGAGCGGCUUCCCUGGGCGGAGCGGGCCGUCCUCACUGGUGACCAGGGGCAGACUGAAGACUCCGUGUCACGUCACGGGGUUCAGCCACGUCAGUGCCAGGGAGGGCGGAGUGACGUCACGACUGCGGUCUGUGAGGAGUGGCCGGCCGACCCGUUGCACAGCGGGGGAACAGGGAGCAGGACCAGGAGUGAUGUCAAGGGUGUCUUCUGGGAGGAGAUUUGGUUACGGUACCAGGAUAGGAGGAGGAGGAGGAGGUUGGGAAAGAGGAGGAAGAGGAGGGAGAGGGUGCGGCGUGUGCGACAGUGUGACGUCCCGCAACGGCGCCACCACUGCCCCACCCCCCAGCCUCGUGCUGUUGGUCCAGGCUCCGCGCGGGCCCGCCGAGGUGACGUCAUCCUCUGUGGAGGCCCCGGGGUUACAGGAGGCGAGGAAGACCUCCAGGGUGAGCUUUGACCUCACUCCGUCUUAUGACCUGCAGGACUCGGGCUUACCACGGACGGACACGCCCCCCACCACCCACGAUACACUAGACACGUUGUCAAGGGCGGCAGUCUUGUUGGGCGGGGAGGGGAGGGCAGGGCCGAAGGAGGGGGGGACAAGUUAAAAUGUUGUUGGGCGAG
Molecule: messenger RNA, 1869 nt
Organism: Aplysia californica (California sea hare)
Lineage: Eukaryota; Metazoa; Mollusca; Gastropoda; Aplysiida; Aplysiidae
Product: glycine, alanine and asparagine-rich protein
Source: RefSeq, a predicted model, not a curated record